Molecule: messenger RNA, 2441 nt
Organism: Adelges cooleyi (spruce gall adelgid)
Lineage: Eukaryota; Metazoa; Arthropoda; Insecta; Hemiptera; Adelgidae
Product: homeobox protein orthopedia-like
Exons: 6
Coding region: 364-1275 (303 amino acids)
Biological process (GO): neuron differentiation; regulation of DNA-templated transcription
Molecular function (GO): DNA binding; DNA-binding transcription factor activity, RNA polymerase II-specific
Source: RefSeq, a predicted model, not a curated record
CGUCCGUCCAUCGUACACGAGUCGCAACUGCUCGAAAUACGUACGUGAAUGCUUCGCGCGCGUGUCCGGCGUAGGUGCGAUACAACUGUUUCAAUUUCGGUCCGUUCGCGUAAGACCCGUUACGCGUAGCCCCGGAGGUCGUGCGGACGCCUGAUUUUUGGCGGGCCUCAGACGAUGACCACGGCCUGCAGGCCCUCAGUCUGGGGCGGAGUGCCCUGACGCGAUCAACGUCGGUUUCGAUCGCUAAACGCCAGCAAGUCAAGCGCUGACGUUUAAAAUUUCCGGUUUUCACCCCAACCUAAAAACCGAAAAUCCGCAACUAUUCUGUCGUCGAUACCGUUCAGGCCAGGGAUCAGGCCGAACAUGCUCAACAACAUAAGCAUAAUCGGUCCAAACAUUGUUGGCGGUCACAAAGACUUCGAUGGUCUUAAACACAGAUCGUUACACCAGCUGCAAAGUGGUAGCGUCGCCGGGAGUGGACACGACGUCGGUGGCCAAGGGCCGCUGGUCGGUAGCGGCGAGAGCAACAACGGCCACCUGGGCAACGGGCCGUCGCCGCCGCAAGUGGCCUCGGCCAACGGCGGACCGUUCCGGUUGUCGUGCGGAGGAUUCGAGCUGUCGUCCACGGGACACGGGCUGGCCGCCGCCGCAGCUGCAGCUGCUGCUGCAGCGGCUGCCAACGCUAACAGCCACUGUGGCCACGGCGGCGGCGGUGACGAUUCGGGUAAACCGAACAAGCAAAAGCGGCACCGGACCCGGUUCACGCCGGCGCAACUCAACGAGUUGGAACGGUGUUUCAGCAAAACCCAUUAUCCGGACAUAUUUAUGCGGGAAGAGAUAGCUAUGCGCAUAGGACUCACCGAAUCCAGAGUGCAGGUUUGGUUUCAAAACAGACGUGCCAAAUGGAAAAAGCGCAAGAAAUCUACAAACGUUUUCCGAACGCCCGGAGCCCUGUUGCCUUCUCACGGUUUACCGCCCUUUGGAACUAUGAGCGAUAGCUUAUGUCCAACAUCAAUGUUCAGCUCUCCGGACACGAGAUGGGGCGUUACAGGCAUGACAACUGGGCUAAGUCAGUUAGCCAGCGGUACGGUUACCAUGAGCGGAUACAGUCACCAGAAUUCCACGCUCAGCUCUGUGCCGAUCACCACAAUGGCCACCAACACCCAAAACAUGUAUCAGGCCCAUUACGGUCUAAAUUCAUUAGGCGAUUCGGACAAAUGGCGUUUUUCAAAAGAACAAUUCAAACCUUAUUCGGCAGAUCCUCAAUUUUUUUGAAUGAAAAAAUAUAUCAUGCGCAUACCAUAUGUUUUAGUCACACGAUCAGCAGCCACACAGUUGUACUAGUAAUUCGUCGGUUCCAACAAAUUCGGAAGUCACGGAGACAAUUUAAUUUAUUUGUAUAUUAAUUUAUAUUUGAUAUCAUAUGUAUAUAUAUAUAUAUAUAUAUAUACCUAUUGGCUAUUAUAUACGUAUGAUUAUUAAUUAUUAUGAGGAUGAUAUGUAAUUUAUAAAUGUAUCCAUAAUAUAUUAUUAUAUUAUAUUCGUUUUUCGAAGACUGUAAAUAUUGUAACGGUAUACGAUUGGUUCGUCUAAGUGCGCUAUACAUCCUUUAUUCGGCAUUUUUCGUUUUUUAAAUAUUAUGUGGUUGCUCAAUAUAAGAAAAUGUAUAAAAAAAUAUUUUCAACAAAUUUGAAAGGUUUGAGGAAUUAGUACUUUUAAAUUUAUUACUGUUUUCCUUCGAAAGUACAGUUUUGAUUCGCAGUAACACGAGUAACGAGUUACCUACUUUAAAAUAACCCGUUUAAAAAAAACUUUACCUAGUUGAUCAAAAAAUGUCUACAAGAAAUAUUUCCUCACUUUCCAAAUUAAAAAGAGCUACUAUCUUUUUUUUAGAGGGGCUAAAUAUAUAACUGAGUUUAGUAUCCUUUGACUACCCCAUCGGCCACCACAAUGCGUCUUAGGGCAUUGAACGACAAUAACGCAUUAUCAAAACAUUAAUUAUUAUUUACACUCUUAAUAUCAUGCCUUUUUUUUAAUUGUUAUAAUUUUUAUUUUAUUUUUUACGAAAUGUUGUGAGUUAACGGUAAAACUAAAAACGCAAUAUACCAUAGCAUACCUAAUAUAGUCUUACCUCUCCUCCCCCCCUCAUGUAUGCGUUUUUAGUAUUGUAUGAAUAUAAUAUGUAUCGAAUGCCCUAUAUUGUACUUAUGUAAAAAUAUCAUUGCUUUAGUCAGAGGCGGACAAUAUACCCACCUUAAGUUUAUAACGGUCUAGAGUACUAAAAUAUCUCCCAGACUUCCUUGACCAAUCCGCCUCUGGCUUUAGUGUCAUACACACACAUUAUAAUAUUAUGAAUAAGAAUAUUACCUAUAUAAAAUAACCUUUUGAAGAAUUUUUAUUAAGUAUAUCCGCCUACUAAAUUAUUUAUUAAUUAUUAAGAA